CCAUUUCGACAGAGCCGGCGUAGAGCUCAGGGCUGAAGGGUUUACCUGUAAUUAUAUACUGCUGCUUGAACUAACAGAUACAAUGUCUGACGUCGCUUUGUCUUUCGCCAAGGACUUCUUGGCUGGUGGUAUCGCCGCUGCCGUCUCUAAAACAGCUGUGGCACCAAUUGAGAGAGUCAAGCUGCUUCUGCAGGUGCAACAUGCAAGCAAACAGAUCACAGCUGACAAACAGUACAAAGGUAUUGUUGACUGCGUGGUCCGUAUCCCCAAAGAGCAGGGCUUCCUGUCCUUCUGGCGCGGAAACCUGGCCAAUGUCAUCCGGUACUUCCCCACUCAGGCCCUCAACUUUGCUUUCAAAGACAAGUACAAGAAGGUCUUCCUGGGCGGUGUUGACCAGCGCACCCAGUUCUGGAGGUACUUCGCUGGUAACCUGGCCUCCGGUGGUGCUGCUGGUGCCACUUCCCUGUGCUUCGUCUACCCACUCGACUUCGCCAGGACCCGUCUGGCCGCCGAUGUUGGCAAAGCCGGUGCCACCCGGGAAUUCAACGGUCUGGGCGACUGCUUGACGAAGGUCUUCAAGUCUGAUGGCCUCAAGGGGCUGUACCAGGGGUUCAACGUCUCCGUCCAGGGUAUCAUCAUCUACAGAGCGGCUUACUUUGGCGUCUACGACACGGCUAAAGGUAUGCUGCCAGAUCCCAAGAACGCUAGCAUUCUUGUAAGCUGGAUGAUCGCCCAGAGUGUGACCGCCGUUGCCGGUCUCGCCUCCUACCCCUUCGAUACCGUCCGUCGUCGUAUGAUGAUGCAGUCCGGACGUAAAGGAGCUGACAUUAUGUACAGCGGCACAAUUGACUGCUGGAGGAAGAUUCUUCGUGAUGAAGGUGGCAAAGCCUUCUUUAAGGGAGCCUGGUCCAACGUUCUCCGAGGCAUGGGUGGGGCCUUUGUGCUUGUCUUGUACGAUGAGCUGAAGAAGGUCAUCUAAGCUAACAGAUUUGUUGUGAAAUGGUGUGUUUAUAUGUAACAUAUCUCUGUACAUUUUGGAAGGACUGUCAUAAAUUCCGCCUUAUUUAUAGGGACCAGCUAGUUUCGUACUAGUUGAACUCUGGGAAACAAUCACUUGAUCUCUUUUUACUUUACACCACUUAUUUUUAUUUUUCAUUCAAUGUCAUUCCCAUUUAAAAUGCCCCGACCCCAAGAGCUCUACAAUUUUAUUCAGCCUGUCUGUUUUUAACCAUAACCUAAACAAAAAAUAAAACUCUUAAAUUAACUUAA
Acipenser ruthenus (sterlet) is the source of this 1269-nucleotide messenger RNA. RefSeq names its product ADP/ATP translocase 2. Gene Ontology annotation, molecular function: ATP:ADP antiporter activity. Bases 83 to 979 code for a protein of 298 amino acids. Gene Ontology annotation, biological process: mitochondrial ATP transmembrane transport; mitochondrial ADP transmembrane transport. Gene Ontology annotation, cellular component: mitochondrial inner membrane. The record is from RefSeq and is a predicted model, not a curated record. The transcript is spliced from 4 exons. NCBI's taxonomy places the organism in Eukaryota, Metazoa, Chordata, Actinopteri, Acipenseriformes, Acipenseridae.